Messenger RNA from Staurois parvus, 336 nucleotides. Lineage: Eukaryota; Metazoa; Chordata; Amphibia; Anura; Ranidae. The record is from the annotation of a GenBank genome assembly.
UAUUGUGUGUUUCGGUGUACUGCUGAGCGCUGUAGCACAGCUGUGUUAUCAGGAUGCAGUAUCAUGGUACAUGAAGCACAUGGUAUGGAACGUUGCUGCUGUAUACUAUGUGUGAAUAGGCCCUAAGAGUUUCAACCUAAAAAGUAAUGUUACACCCCAGUCAAAUCAAGCCUGACCAGGGGCGGACUGACCAUUUGGAAACUCAGGCACUGCCCGAGGGCCCGGGGUCAGUAGGGGGCCCCAUGAGAUGCCCCAGGUACCUUUUUCAUAGGAUUUUUUGAGUUUGGCCAAGGCCACAGGGGCCCCAUGAUCCCCUAUUGCCCGGGGGCCCCAUGA